AUGCCGCCUUUCUCCUCGUCGCUAGUCCGCUGCCUCGCGCGGCCUUCUGCGCCCCGAAUCGUGCGCGCAGCUCUCCCGGAAUGCAUUCCGACGUCGAAGCGACUUUGCCAUGCGCCGCGAACGUCAACGUCGACCGUCCUUCGUCCCUCCCCCUUUCUGUCCAGGUCGCGCCUGCCUCAGACACCUGUCCGCUACGAGUCGACACCGUCCAACAACGCGCCAGGCACAACGACUACUGCGCCAGAGUCACGGCUGGACCGCGACCAAGUGCCCGCCUACGAGCUCACAUUCACCUGCAAAGCCUGCAGCACACGCUCGUCGCAUCGCAUCUCCAAGCAGGGCUAUCACCAUGGAACGGUCCUGAUAUCGUGUCCAGGCUGCAAGAAUCGCCAUUUGAUCAGCGACCACAUGAAGAUCUUUUCCGACAAAUCUAUCACAUUGGAGGACCUCAUGCGCGACAAGGGCAACCUUGUGAAGCGCGGCACUCUGAGUGCUGAAGGAGAUGUUGAAUUCUGGGACGACGGUUCAUCCUCGCCGCGCUCAUCGCAUUUCCACCCCAACUCCAAUACCAAAGGCGACGCUGAUGCCCCUGAAGGCACCUUGACCGAGCCGCCUGCUUCCUCGAAGAAGGAGCAGUAG
Messenger RNA from Didymosphaeria variabile, 639 nucleotides. RefSeq lists its product as uncharacterized. Gene Ontology annotation, cellular component: mitochondrion. The record is from RefSeq and is a predicted model, not a curated record. Gene Ontology annotation, biological process: protein folding; protein stabilization; protein import into mitochondrial matrix. Gene Ontology annotation, molecular function: zinc ion binding; protein-folding chaperone binding. The coding region runs from base 1 to 639 and encodes 212 amino acids. The transcript has a single exon. NCBI's taxonomy places the organism in Eukaryota, Fungi, Ascomycota, Dothideomycetes, Pleosporales, Didymosphaeriaceae.